Diaporthe batatas is the source of this 915-nucleotide messenger RNA. RefSeq lists its product as uncharacterized. The transcript has 4 exons. The record is from RefSeq and is a predicted model, not a curated record. The coding region runs from base 1 to 915 and encodes 304 amino acids. NCBI's taxonomy places the organism in Eukaryota, Fungi, Ascomycota, Sordariomycetes, Diaporthales, Diaporthaceae.
AUGCAACCCAACCAGGCAAAGCCAUGCCUCAUCGCAGUGAUGUCCCUCUUCCUCGUACUGGACACCGCUGUCAUCGCAGCACGGGUCUACGUGCGGGCCAUCAUGAUCAGGGCGUUUGGGUGGGACGACGCCGCGCUCUGCCUCGCAUACGUCGGUUUCGCAACAGCCUGCAUCAUGGGCUUCACGGCGCUCCACUUCGGCUACGCCUCCGACGAGGGGCCAGCUCCAGCAGGAUACCACUACGACCAGCACAAGGCACAGACGUUCCUCUACGCCAACCAGCUCGCCCUCUACCUCGCCUCCGGGCUCGCCAAGCUCGGCGUGGCCCUGGUCCUGUGGCGCCUGGCGGUGACGAGGCGUUUCAGGCUCGUCCUCGCCGUCUCCGUCGCCGUCGUCCUCGCGUGGACGUUCACCACCACGCUCUUCGCGGCCUGGCUGUGCACCACCGACACCGGGUCCGCCAGCUACGUGAGCAGCGCGACGUGCACGGCGGUGGGGCUGUUCCGCACCGUGUCCAAUAUCUUCAUCGACUACUUCUACGCGCUGGUGCCGAUACCGAUCGUGCGGGGGGCGAGGAUGGACGCGCGGACCAAGGUGGUGGUCUGCGUGCUCCUGGGGCUGGGGUUGUUCGCGAGCGCGGCGACUAUCGCCAAGCUCGUCAUCAUCGUACAACUCUCGACGGCCGACAGGGGCGCGCAGCAGCCCCUGCACCACCAGCUCCUCAUCUGGGCCGACGUCGAGCUGGGCCUGGCCGUCUUCUGCGCCUCGGCUGCCGCGCUGCGGCCGUUGCUGAACCGUAGCCCUUUGGUGUGGGGCACCCCGACCGCGGCCACCGGGGAUAGCAGCCAUACUUAUGUGGCGUCGCCACGGGUGCCGCCGGCGGUGUCUCUUGUGAGUUUAGAGGAUCGACGGUGA